AUGCUUUCCAAGUCUUCAAUUUUGAGAACCUCUGGAGGUCUCUCCACGAAGCGCACCAUGGCCCGUUUCCUGUCGACCACUGAGGCUAGCGGUCUUAAGGUUUCGUCAAUUGAGGAUAGCAGACCAGUCUCUGAGAUCUCCUUGGUUGUUCGUGCCGGUUCCAGAUACGAGCCCAAGCAUGCCGACGGUGUCGCUCACUACCUUGAGAAAUUCGCUUACAAGAACACACAAGCCAGAUCUGGUUUACGUUUGACCCGUGAAUCGGAACUUUUGGGUGGUCAAUUGUCCAGUUCUUUGACCAGAGAGAACCUUAUUCUGACUGCCAAGUUCCUUCGUGAGGACUUGCCAUACUUCGUCAAUGCUCUUGGUGAUGUUGUUGAGAAUACCAUUUACAACAAGUACGAACUUGAUGAGGAGGUUGCUCCUCUUGCCAAGCUCGAAUAUGAGCUUGCUCACUCUACUUCAUCUGCCUACGUUGCUCUCGAGGCUGCUCACCAAGUCGCUUUCCACACUGGUCUUGGUAACUCGAUUCUAUCGCACCCAUUGAACCCUGUUUCUAUUGAUGCCAUUAAGAACUAUGCUCGUGAAGCUUACGCCAAGGCCAAUAUUCAAAUUGUCGCUCGUGGUAUUGAUGAAUCCGACCUCUCUGCUCUCAUUGGUUCCUCCAAGUUGAGCAGCUUGUCUGCUGGUUCUCCUCUUGAGACCCCCUCCACCAGCGUUCACUCUGGUGAGGCCCGUAUUCGUGCCGCUCCCGGCAAUGUCAAUGCUGUUGUCAUUGCUUUCCCCACCACUGGAUCUUCUGCUGCUAACAGCAUUCUUGCUCAACAUCUCGGCACUGCUGUCCACAGUGUGAAGUGGUCUCUUGGUGGUAGCACACCUUUGGGUGUUGCUGGCCGCAAGACUGGUACUACCAUCUAUGCUACCAACGCCGCCUACUCCGAUGCUUCAUUACUCUAUUUAACUGUUGAGGGCCCAACUGCUGCCGCUGCCAAGGCCGGUGCUAUUGAGGCUGUCAAUGCUCUCAAAGCCGUUGCUGCAACCGAGCUCACUUCUGAGCAACUCACUAGAGCCACUGCCAAGGCCAAGUUUGCCAACGCUGAGGCUCUUGAGAGCUCUCUAUCCACUGUCAUCACCCCUGCUGUUGAUACUUCCAUCACUGCCGCUACUCUUAAGGAGACCGCUGCUGCCCUCACAUCUGGUAAGGUUGCCCUUGCUGUUGUUGGACAAGUUACCGAGCUACCAUACCUGGAUGAACUUUUCUAA
Sugiyamaella lignohabitans is the source of this 1263-nucleotide messenger RNA. It is a transcript of the gene QCR2, whose product is annotated as ubiquinol--cytochrome-c reductase subunit 2. Gene Ontology annotation, cellular component: mitochondrion. Bases 1 to 1263 code for a protein of 420 amino acids. Gene Ontology annotation, molecular function: metal ion binding. Lineage: Eukaryota; Fungi; Ascomycota; Dipodascomycetes; Dipodascales; Trichomonascaceae. The transcript has a single exon. The record is from RefSeq and is a predicted model, not a curated record.